AUGCAGCUUCUGCCCUUCGACAUGUGGAAGGACUACUUCAACCUGAACCAGGUGGUGCUGGCACUGAGCCGGAGCUGGGGGCAAAGGCUGGAGGCCCCGGAGAUGGGGGGGCCCAACCCUGGGCCCCCACCGGGGCAGGAAUCAGGGCCAGCAGAGCGGGGAGCCAGCGGGACCCUGGGCACCCUGUGCAAUUUCUGCAAGCACAACGGGGAGUCCCGUCACGUCUACUCCUCGCACCGGCUGAAGACCCCGGAGGGCGUGGUGACGUGUCCCAUCCUGCGGCACUACGUGUGUCCCCUGUGCGGGGCCACGGGCGGCCAGGCCCACACGCUCAAGUACUGCCCGCUCAACGGUGGCCAGCAGUCCCUCUACCGCCGCAGCGGGCGAAAUUCAGCUGGCCGCAAGGUCAAGCGCUGA
Molecule: messenger RNA, 417 nt
Organism: Talpa occidentalis (Iberian mole)
Lineage: Eukaryota; Metazoa; Chordata; Mammalia; Eulipotyphla; Talpidae
Gene: NANOS2
Product: nanos C2HC-type zinc finger 2
Exons: 1
Coding region: 1-417 (138 amino acids)
Biological process (GO): negative regulation of translation; oogenesis
Cellular component (GO): perinuclear region of cytoplasm
Molecular function (GO): mRNA binding; zinc ion binding
Source: RefSeq, a predicted model, not a curated record